This is a messenger RNA of Helobdella robusta, 1104 nucleotides long. RefSeq lists its product as hypothetical. Gene Ontology annotation, biological process: membrane organization. Gene Ontology annotation, cellular component: membrane. Gene Ontology annotation, molecular function: ATPase activator activity. Bases 1 to 1104 code for a protein of 367 amino acids. Lineage: Eukaryota; Metazoa; Annelida; Clitellata; Rhynchobdellida; Glossiphoniidae. The transcript has a single exon. The record is from RefSeq and is a predicted model, not a curated record.
AUGGAAGUAGAAGAUCAGUCAGAAGAUGAUAGCGAUGAUACGCAUGGAUCCGACGCACAAAUGAAAGAUGAUGAUAGCAACGACAGCCCAAAAAACAAAAGUUUUCAAUCAGGUGGUAAUAAUUCUGAUUCAGAAAUUUUUCGCAAAACGCCAGAAAAAUCCUACCUUCAAGAAAUAAAACGUCGAAGAAGUUUGCAUGGAGAUUCUCAUGAAAAACCUUUUCAGCAAUUUGUUGCUGUUGGUUCAAGUCCAACUCAUCAUACAACAGAAGAAAAACUUUUUGACGAAUGUUCUGCUCCCAAUAAAAUGUCACAUAAAUCAGUGUCAACGAGUCGUUUAUUAGCUUUUUGUACUUUUUUACUAUUUGUAUUAUUUUGCUGGCUCUGUUUUUGUGAUAACGGCGGAGAACAAAAAUGCCACAAUAAUCAAUUAGAUGAAUUCAAAUCUGACUUUGUUUCGUUAAAACGUGAUUUUGCCAAUCAAAGCAAAAGGUUUUGGAAAAUUUUAGAAUCAGCAACAAAAUCAAUCAUUUACAAAGAUAGUCCAUCUGAUCCGGCUGUCAUACUACUGGUUGCAUCAGAUAAAAAUCUAGAAAAAACCGUUAAUUGCUUCAUUGAUAAUUACGUUAACUUAGUAAUUAAAUUUUUUAAUCAAAGCAGAAACGACGUCGUAAGGUUUGAUUUUAUCUAUUCAACUGAUGAUCCUCCUGCUCUGAAAAUGGAUAUAGAUAAAAAGUUGAAGCAUUCAUUUUCAUCUGGAAGUCAUGUAGCAGUUUUUGAACAUUUGGAGUGGUUGGCUGGUGAGGCGGCGAUGAUGUUUCAUGGCUACUGCGACAAUGACAAUGCUCCCUUCAAACGCGUCAUUAUGCUGAUGACAAUUUAUUUACAAGACAUAAAAAGCAGAAACGAUAAAAACACGAAGGUAGAACUGGAUGUGGAUCGCAUCAACCAGGAGAAAGAUGACUAUGUUGAACAACUGAUGCAAGUUUUGUGGGCGGAUGAAAUUGGAGAAGAAACCAUCGCCUCACUUAUGAGCAGGAUUGGCAACUACAAAAUCUUUCUCAAGAAAGAACAGGAUGUAAAGUUGAGCGCGUUAAAAUGUUAA